This is a messenger RNA of Salpingoeca rosetta, 2240 nucleotides long. RefSeq lists its product as uncharacterized. NCBI's taxonomy places the organism in Eukaryota, Choanoflagellata, Craspedida, Salpingoecidae. The transcript is spliced from 7 exons. The coding region runs from base 216 to 2201 and encodes 661 amino acids. The record is from RefSeq and is a predicted model, not a curated record.
CGUGUGCGGUGGCGGCGCUGUUGCUUGUUGCAACAGCCCCCACUGCUGCGACUGCUGCUACUGCUGCUGCGACUGCUGCUACUGCUGCUGCGACUGCUGCUACUGCUACUGCGACUACGACCAAGGUGAAGGUGCAGUUUGGCGAUGAGAUCUCCAGCCAUGUGCAGGCGGCCGUGGCGGCACUGCUGAAAAGCGUGGGCGAUGUGGAUGUCACGAUGCUCAGUGCAAGCACAAACGCCGGCGCAGCAAGCACGCUCGUGUGCGGGAACACGACGCACGCGCGUUCCGUCGUGCCAGAUCAUGAGGUGGCUGCGCUUGAACCAGAGGGCUACAUUGUGCGCGCGGUGCGGCAGGCCGACAACGCGACCCUCGUCGUUGCGCGGGGUCGCGCGCCCUCAAAGCUCCAGUUUGAUCCGCACUACAAGCACAUGCUUGGGCGUGGCUCUGUCUAUGCCUGCUACGACGCCCUGCAGCAGCUUGGGUUUGCGUUCCUGCACCCACUGCGCGUGGAGAAGCCCGUUAACGGGGCGUUGGACCUUGCUCGCGUCAAGAACACCACGAGCGAGCCGCGCUGGCGCCUGCGCGGCUUCCACAUCCACACGGAGCACCCGCUCGAGCUCACGGACAUGCUCACCGGCUUUGACAUCACCAUCAACGGUACGGUCGUCGAGAAGUGGGAAGACAUGGUUCCAGACUUUGAGCGCUACCUCCAAUGGAGCGUUGCACACCGCCUCAACAGGGUGGAGUGGCUGUCGCUGUUUGCCAAGGACUGGGCGUGGUACGGUUUCAGCGCGCAGCGGCAGGCCCGCUUCCGCAACCUGACAUCGCUGUGCCACGCGUACGCGACGCACGCGGGCGUGGACGCGGCAAUCGCGGAGGAGCAGCAGCACGCCAUGACGCUGGUCGACCCAGCAGCCCUGCUCAACACAACCGAGGGCGACGUGACCAUCCACCAGCGCAUGCGGUGGCUGGCAGCGUGCGGCUUUGACUACAUCAGCACGGAGAACGGCCUGAGCGAGUUCACCCACCCGAACGACAAGCUCAUGCUGCACUGGAUCAACGUGACCACAGAGGCCGCGAGCGGCGUGGACAUGGGCGCGUACAUCAAGUGCCACAUCUCCAGCGGGCAGUACUGCAAGCACUACGUGGACCCCGACACGGGGAAGCCACUCAACUUCAACUACCUGCCCAUCCUCGCCGACGAGCGCAUGGGGAUUAUGCCGCACACGGUGCAGUUCUACAGCCACGACGACCCGGCCAACACAUACGGCAACGCCAACUUCACGGGCAUGUUCGACUUUAUGUUCCGGCAGCUGGGCAAGGCGCGGGAGGUGGUGUACCACCCCGAGACGGCAUACUGGGUCAACUUUGAUGUGGAUGUGCCGCUGUUUCUUCCGCUGUACGCACUCGGUCGCGUCAGGGACCUGCGACGCAUCAAGAGCGAGGAGCACAACAGAACAACUGCAGCGGCUGCCGCUGAACGUGUUCACAAUGCCGGCGAUGGCAUUGGUGGUGGUGGUGCUGAUGCUGAUGGUGAUGGCGUUGGUGAUGCUCAUGAUGAUGGUGAUAGUGGAAAACGCGUGCGGUUGGACGGGCACAUGAACUUUGAUUCCGGGUGGGAAUGGUCAUAUUGGGUGCAGGACGUGGCAACUGCCGACAUGUUCUGGGACGUCUGUGGCGACGACGACGGGUGUGAUACGGACGUGUCUGCGCUGUCUGUUCUCUUUGGUCGAAUCGCCGCCGCCUUUGGCGCCACCGCCGGGCCGAUGGUCAGGGACUGGCUCCUCACAUACGCACAGCAGCAGCACCGCCUCCUCGUUCUCGGUCACUGGAACAAGUCUGCGCCGCUUCCAACGCAGGACACCGCAUAUGCAAAGCGCAACGGACAGGCAUACAUCCAAGGGUGGGACGCGAUGGCGGAUCUGUCGUCGUGGGCGGUGCCGAAUGACGCAACGCAGCCGAACAAACUGGACUUCAACGCCGCCCGUCUGGAUAUGCAGCCCAAUUACUGGACAGAGGUCCGACCGCUGCUCGCUGCGAUGAACGCCACGUUUGGCGAAGCGUUUGCCGCCGUCAAGAACAUCCAGCGGCACAUCCCCGCCGCCCGCGCACACAUCUUCCAGGACCUGGUGGACUCUGCGCACAUGACGUUUCUUCGGGCGCAGCAGGUGUAUGCGUUGUACGACUUUGCCGCCACAUGAGCAUCGACACGCACGGACAGACACAGGCGUGGAGGAAGG